Messenger RNA from Osmia lignaria (orchard mason bee), 12559 nucleotides. RefSeq lists its product as uncharacterized. The record is from RefSeq and is a predicted model, not a curated record. Gene Ontology annotation, biological process: response to starvation; autophagy. NCBI's taxonomy places the organism in Eukaryota, Metazoa, Arthropoda, Insecta, Hymenoptera, Megachilidae. Gene Ontology annotation, cellular component: cytoplasm. Gene Ontology annotation, molecular function: protein binding.
UUGAUCUCCCCUCCUUUCCUACCAUUUCCUUAUCUGAAUCAGCUGAUUAUUGUUUUCGUAUUUCUAGCGAAACAGACCGUUGUUGUAGUUAUGAUACGUGAUACCUUUUAACGAACGACGUUUUGGAAUAUCCUCGUCGGUCCGUCGGAACAGACAACGGGUCUAAUAAUUUCUGGUAACUAGGUAUUUUACCGACGAGUUUGAUAUUUCGAAGAAGAAGAUUGACGUUUCGCGGGCGGGGUGACAUCAUUAUCGUUUUCUGGUUGUGUUGUAUCAGUCACUCAGAGAAUGACGCAGUAGAAGGUCGUCUCAGAGAUGGCGAACUUCCCAGUAUGAAAAUACAGUUUUAUGGCGAGGUACAAAGAUUAAGUUUGGGAAAAGAAAAUGUCUGCAGACUCUCCAAGACGUGGUGUGCAUAAAGGAGUUCAAGUUGUAUCACCUCAACCAAUAGUUGAUCGAUCAAUUAUAGACAGUGUUGCAGGAAUUAUUAAUGAUAUUGUUCCACAGGCUUAUGCUGGCACACCAAAUUCUGAGAACAAAGAGUCUAUAUCGUGGGCAAGAUUUGAGUAUGCAGACAUUAAUGAUGCAGCCCUGUAUCCAGAUUACAAUGAGGGCUCUAACACACCACCUUUAUUAUUGGUGCUUGGAUAUACAACUGGAGUCCAGGUCUGGUUAAUAACGGCAACAGGCGAAGCAACGGAAGUGUUAUCAUGGCGACAAGGAGUGGUUCGUACUCUGCGAAUUUUACCAAAUCCAAAGACUGACGACGAACAUGCCGAUCUGUUUGAGUCGAAACGGCCAAUGGUAGCAGUAUGUGAUUCAGCUGGACCUGGACCACAAUUUUGCAAUAUUAGCUUCAUUUCAUUAAAAACUGGGGAACAAGUUAAAAGCAUCAAAUUUAAAAAUCCUGUUUGCGAUAUUUUGGCAAAUAAGCGAUCCAUAGUGGUAACAUUUUUAGAAAAAAUCGCUGUAUUCGAUGCUAGAACAUUGGAGGAUGUGUUAACAGUUACUACCUGUUAUGCCAGUCCUGGUCCAAAUCCAAAUCCUGUCGCUUUAGGAACAAGAUGGCUUGCUUAUAGCGAAAAGAAGUUGUUACCAGCAAAAAGAAGCAGCGGUGGUUGCGAAGGCGAAGGAGUUCAAAGUUAUACCGCGACUGUUCUUUACGCGGCGAAAUCUUUGGGCAAAGGCUUACGAGGAUUAGGAGAGACUGUUGCUUCGAGCUUAACUGGUAAUUCGGUAUCGCCAGUGGUCAUCAACAAUACGGGCAGUGACGUGACCCAGCCAGGGGUGAUCACGAUAUUAGAUCUCCAAGCUGCAAAAGAAGAGAAAGAGUUGGAUGACGCGAAUAUAGAGACUGUAGUUGCUCAUUUUACUGCCCAUAGUGAUGCAAUCGUUGCCAUGACCUUUGAUUUAAGCGGUGCACUAUUAAUGACUGCUGACAAAAGGGGGCAUGAUUUUCAUGUAUUUAGGAUUCAACCGCAUCCAGGUGGCCCCACUUUGACAGCCGUACAUCAUUUAUAUAUUUUACAUCGCGGGGAUACUACUGCGAAAGUGCAGGAUAUGGUGUUUUCGAGUGAUACUCGUUGGGCCGCAAUUUCAACUGUACGGGGUACUACCCACGUUUUCCCGGUUGCACCAUACGGAGGACCGGUAGGAAUACGAACUCAUUCCACACCUCAUGUUGUAAAUAGACUUUCAAGAUUUCAUAGAAGCGCUGGUUUAAUGGACGAUGGCACCAGAUCUCAUUCCCCUGUGUCUCAUACAGAAUUACCUUUAUCAGUGUACCCCUAUUCUAAUCCAAGAUUACCCCCGUAUCCUCAUCCGACCAUUUUACAUCCUUUGGCACAGAUACGGCAACCUUCUUCGUUGAACCACGUAAAUAGUCAAGUUCAACAGAGUAGGCCGCAGCAAAGACAACGAUUACACUCAGACGAUAGUGGAACGUUACCAUUAAAAAUAUGUGCUUGUUUUGCACCACCACGUGCUUGGAUGUAUGCACAAAGAGAAUCUACUGCGAAAGUUAUGAAAAGAGCAGUUGAUUCCUUGUUUAUCAUGGCGUGCCACGGAAACCUGAUACAAUACGAUUUAGAACCAAAACCAGCUGCAGGUGUACCAAAGGAAAAAGUGUGUGACGAUACGAUGAUAGAAUUAGAAGUUGAAGCUAAAGGCCAAUGGCCUCUUUUAAGAUCUCCAAACUCCUUAGAAAUUGUGCCACCUUUGUCACCCUCUAGCGCUUUGUUGAGUGUCAAUACUAUACCAAAAGACGUUCAAGACGGUGAUUUAGCAGAGGAUCGUUGGUUAAGUCAGGUAGAAAUUGUAACACACGCUGGUCCGCAUAGGCGACUUUGGAUGGGUCCUCAGUUUGUCUUUAAAACUUACAAUGCAACCAGCGGAGCUCCCGUGAAUUUGGUUGAAGCGGAGGCAGUCGAAAUAGGAAUAACUGGUGGUUCUCGACCAGCAAGAUCGAAUCCGGUUAACAUGCCGCAUGCUGCGUCUAGAUCAUUGGUACCUGUGGUUAUCGAUGGAUCAGGAAGCAGUUACGAGCAAUCUCCAAGAUUCGUGGAAGCGUAUGGCGAUUCGUUAGAUAGUGAAAAUACUGGGGUCGGAGGUGGUGAGAAUCAGUUGAGAGAAGAUUUGGCAGAGGCUAUGCUAGAAACAUCUAUCGCACCUCAUCGUGCACCAGGGAGGCGAUCGGUAUUUGAGAGGGUGGGUCAACCGGUAACUAAAGUCGUCAACCCUUUGGGCACCGUGAUUACCGUGUCAGCCGACGAGGAGGACAUAAACUCCAGUCAGGAGUUUGACUCCGUGGAGGAGAGCUACGUGCCGGAGCCACCUAGGAGCGUGUGUGCCGAAGAGGGUCCGGCAUCUCUCGGCGAUCUCGAGCCAGAGAGUCAAACUCUGCGCGACCUGACCGAGAUCUGCGCUGAAAUGCGUUCAGCUAGCGAGCCUGCGAUAGACAGUGUACCCGACGAGAAUAUUCGCGAGGUUAAAGAGAGGAAGGCUCUCUGUGUCGAGAUCGCAGCCAUCGGGGAACCAGGAGGCAUCGACUUCGAGAAAGAGGAAGCCUUUCACGACGUGCCUACCAGUUUGAGUCUCUGCGUCGAACAGGGUGAGAUACCCAGUAGCCCUAUGACCCAGGUUAAACAGGCUGUUUGGUGUAAGAGAUUCGAUAAGAGAGCAGGCAGAGGUGCACACGAGAAGAGCAUGUCCGAGGCACAGUACGUGAUGAACUGCGACGAUGACAGUGUCGUGUUGAUGGAAAAUAAACUGGCUCACGGGAGGAGAAGCGUUUCGACCCAUUCUAAGGCGGAAAGCAAGAAGCUUUACGAGUCGGAGAAGCUUGUGAAGAGGUCAGGAGGAGAUGGAUCUAAGGCCGAGACCAAAACAUCGGUUAAAAAGUACGUUCUCAAGGAACAGGAGGACAGUAUCGUGAUCGAGGAUACAACUUGCGAGGAAUCUAAAAAUAAUUCUAGCUCUAAGAGAAAAAGCUACGACAAGGAAACAGUCGAUAAAGAGUCGGUGAAAGAGACUGGAGGAAAGUCCAAAGGGAAAUUAAAGUCUUCCACGAGCCAAGAUUGCAAGGAACCAAAAGUGGAAUCCAAUAUAGAAAGUAAGCUUGCAGGAAAACGAGCGGAACUGAUUAUGGAGCUGGAACGUAUAAGAGAAGAGGGUGGUAGUAACGAUGAUCCUAAAUCAGUGAUCAACGUUGAUGUAACGAUUAAAGAGGUAGAUAAAUACAAAUCACCACCAUCAGACUCAACUGAUGAAUUCAGCUCCAGUGAGUAUCACAUAGUGGAAACCUCUAGUUGCGGCAAGGACAGUACUUUGAUUCAAUCCGACGAAGACAUCGAGCAUAUCCACACUUCCGAAUUGCCUCAAUCCGAGUGCAUCGACAGCACCAAGUACACGGAUAUCAGUUGCACGGGUUCUUCGCCCUUUCUGCAGAGAAAGAACAGCAAGAACACCAUAUCCGACGACGAUUUGGAGUAUAUUCAUUCAUCCGAGCUGGUCGAGGCUGUUAGUAGAACAUGCAAGGAGGAUUUGAAAGAAGCCAGCGAUUCUGACUCGGCUACAACCAAAAGUAAACGAGUGUCAUCUGACGACGACAUGGAGCACAUUCAGCAUUCCGACGUGUGUUUCGACGAGGAUAGGGAUUUUCCCGAAAAGAAGAAACCGCAAGACGAGCAAUUAUCGAAAUCUAAGAGUUCAAAGAAGACGAAGGAUAUCGUGGUAAUAGAGAGCGAUACCUCAGCGGCUGAUGUGACGGUGAUUUUCAAGCCAGUCGAAAGCUGGAAGAACAAAGGCGCAGAGAAGAAGGAGGACCCUGAAGAAUGCGUUACCCUGAAAGAAACGUUUGAAAGUACGAGCCCUCUGCGAACAGCGAAGACUCGAUCCGCUAAAACCUCACCUUCCAAUGUUCCAAAACGAUCUCAAGCUGGAAUCGAGAUCAUCGAUAUCGACGCGAUGCAGAAGGCCGAGAUGGAGAUCUUCACCGAGUUAACACCUGCUCCAGAAUGCCAGGUUCUGCCUGGACCCGAAGUUGGAACUCGCUCGAGAAAAUCUCGAAAAAACAAAAAGCCGUAUGUUGAAAGCACCGUACAGAGUACCGUGGAGGUACCAGUCGAGUCCUCGAAGGCUGUUGAAGAAACUGUUAGGGAAUCGAAUCAGGAACAAAUUCCCGAAGUUUCUUGGAGCGCCGUUGUGAAGAAGAAAAGCGGUUCUCCAGUUGCGGAGUCGGAAAUGCGAUCAGAGGAGGAUAAACCUGUCAAAACCGGAGAUGCAAUGGAAACAGUAGAGACGGUGAAACGUACUCCUAUUUUGGAGAAGAUUGACUCUAUCAAGAGAAAGGUGCACGAGUCUCUGUCGAGGACGAACUCACAGGUGAUCGAGAAGCUUCGUGAGGCUGUAACAGAGUUAGAUUUCGAAGAGCCUGCAGUGCAGACGGACAUUUCUUGGAGUUCUAUUGUAAAGAAGAAGAGUACCGAGCACGAAGGUAAGGACAUUGACGUCGAUCCAGUUGCAGAGGAACCGACCAUUGAGGAAAAGAAAACUUCUCGUAAACGCGUCGAGUCCUCGUCUAAACCCUCCUUGAUGAUCGAGCAAUUAAAAGAGUUAAUAGAGACGAAUGUGGAGGAGUCUUCUGCUCAGCCAGGCUCUUGGAGCUCGAUCGUGAAGAAGAAAGGUUCGGAAUCAACUUCGCAACUGCGAAGUUCUGAAGAAAAGGCUCGUAGGAAGGUAGAUCCUUCAGAUUCUUUGGAGAUCGACUCCAAUCAGAAAUUUAAAUCUUCGGAGAAGAACUAUGAAAAUUUAGCCGCUGUACCCUCCGAAGAACCUUCGAAGGCCUCGAGCUCGAUGGAUCGAGGUUCCUUAAAAGAGAAAGAAAACGCGAAGUCUUCGAAACAUUCAUCGGUUGAUCGAGUUCCCUUAGAAGAGAAGGAAAGCGCAAAUACUUCGAAGCCUACAUCGGUUAAUCCGCCUUUCUUGGAAGAGAAAGAAAAGCCUUCGAAGUUUGAGACUUUGAGCGAAAUCGUCGAGGAAGCUCUGAACGAGAAUAAGAAUUACGCCGAUCCUAUAUUCUUGAAGGAAGAUUCCUCGGAACCUGAACGAGAUACGGAAAAGAAAAGCGACUCUGAGCAGGAGAUCGUACCAGAGCGUUCGAGCUCCUCGGACGAGAUGAACGCGAACGUUGUGUUCACGAAUGCCGAGGGUGAUUACUUGAAGAGUGAAACCGUGGAGAGAAGCGCGACGAGUGGCUCGUCCUCCGUCUGCGCCACGUCUAAGAAGGGCAACAGGUCGAAGAAAAAAAAACGCAGAUGAGUAGAGGAUUGCAUGGAUGUACCUAAGGCCAGUCUUGCCCUUUACAUAUUCCUGAUGCAAAUGACAGGAGCCGAUUAGCAGAAGUACGGAGUCGAGAACUUUGUCCAGUUCUCGUCUCAUUAAAUCAUCUUAGAAACGAUAUCAUUUGUAAGGGGCGUUUUAAUUCGGCAACAGCAACAGAUUUCAUAUUUUUGAGAAUAUUUUCUAAAAUAAUUUCCGCAUAGGCUGAAUAUUGUUGAAAUACCGAUUAGAGAGAAUGCAUUGAUUCAGCGCUUGAACGACCGGUCACUAAAAUUUUAGACGUCUGAGAUGCUAAUUUUCAUCAUUCUUAUAUCGUAAGUUGAAUGAUUCCCUGUCGACCACUAGCGAGAAACAAAGGCCCAAAAGACACCUAGUGGCCGUCGCCUAAACUCGAGGCGUCUAGGAAGAGAUGAAGCUAACAUAGGAGCGGGAGAGCAAUAUUGGUGGUAUCCGGUAUUCCUUUCAGACUUUCGUGUAAGUCUAAAUUUAUUCUUUCUGUUGACUGAAAAGUGUCUAGCGCUUAAGUCUAUCGGACCCGUCGAUUAAGUGUUAAUUAAAGUAUUUUCAUAUCGUGAGCUGAAACUGAUAUCAGCACGAAUAAAUGUAAGAAUACUACAUAUAAAAAGUACGAAUAUCAUGUAAGACGCUCGAUAUAGUUUUCUAAGAUGAUAUUAAAGGGCAAGGCUGUACUGUACCAUGUACGUCCUAUUGCAUUCCAGUGGAAUGUAGAAAACGAAUUAAAUAAAAAAAAAGGACAGAAAACAGAAAAAAUGUAGGAACUAAAAUAGAGACACGUAGAAACUUUUGAAACUUCUAUAUCAUAUUAUAUAUUUAACAGAUAUAAGGACAAAGAAACAAAAAACACCGUCUGUGUUUCGAAUAGUUUCAUAGCGAUAUAUUUCUGUUUCGACCGUCUUAUGUCGUCGAAUCAAUCUAAUCCGUGUGGUGCAUACGAAAAGUGUGGUUUUAGCUUUAUUACGAUCGAUCAUUGUUACGAUGCCCGCGAAAAAGCACGGGUGUCCGCAUGGGCAACUUUAUGUGCAUGCCUGGUUUAUCGGUAAUUGGUUAGACACUUUUUCACGGUGACUACCUUUCGUUUGUACUAUCAUACGUGGCCACGAUAGCGAUUACAUGUUUCAGUUGCACAAAGACACCUGAUGACGUACUUACAAACUGUCUAAUUCAGGCUUACAUCGUAAUCAUCGAUAACGUUUCUAGAAAAUAUAUUUGUUUCACGAAUAAUUCUUUGAGACACGAAAUUUUAGAAUACAAAAUUGGCCAUAUGACAAAAUUGAAAUAGGGUUUCUGAAAAUAUUAUUGAACGUUCAUCGAUGAUUUCAAUGUAAUUUCCCGUUUCGUACGUCAUCGGGACAUGCUUUCCGUGAAAGCCAUAUGAAUUAAUGGAUCACAAGCAAUUCAUUCGAAGAAUUCUGAUAGCUUUUCAACCGCACCGUGUCAAACGAAUGAAAAUUUCUUAGCCAUUUCCUCGGGCAUUUUAUGAUUUUGGUUUAACCUUUCGGCAAGAGCUGGUUAAAUGUGUAUUCAAACUCGUUCUCUAUUGUCCAGUCGAUCGAGAAGCAAUUAGCAGUAGGUUUCGUACACUUUUCUCUUGUAACGAAAUGAAUUCAUUCGUGGUAAUAAUGAACACGAUUGAAAAUGAUUAGUGUACAAGUAUUAAACUGAAAUUGUAUUUCGCGGACUCUAUAGGGUGUUAAAAAAUACCCUGAAGACCUCUACACCGCUGGAUAGAUCACGAAAAAUCGAAGUGAAAAGUUCUGUAGCAUUUUUCGAUGGGAUCAAUAGUUUAGCCACAUUUCGUUGUUGAAAACUGAAAAAAUUAACUAAUCAGCGUGCAGCUUGAGUGGCAAGACUCGCGGAGUAGGAGACUAACCUUCUCUGUCACCGGCUGAGCGUCGCGCUUACGCAUGCGCCGAGAGUCUCCUACUCCGCGAGUUUUGCCACUCAAGGUGCGCGCUGAUUGGUCAAUCUUUCAACAACGAAAUGUGGCUAAACUACUGAUCCCAUCGAAAAAUGCUACAGAACUUUUCACUUCGAUUUUUCGUGAUCUAUCCAGCGGUGUAGAGGUCUUCAGGGUAUUUUUUAACACCCUGUAUAUGCACACACAAUGUGUGUAGAGUUAGAAAAAUAAUUGAAAUGUUGUCUCAAGGGAAAUUAUUUUAAAUCCAAAGGAUUUCAGUUGAAUUGUCAUGAAAAUCAUGUGAAACAGGUGAAAAUUCACCAUAGAUAUAUUUAUCGUAAGACCUUUGAUCGUGUAAAUUCGUAAUGCAUAUUGAACGUUUGUUGUGUAACAUAUAACGUUCUUGCAUUGUAUAUUAGCAAGAACUUAAAAAAGAAAAAAAAAGGAACAAGAUUCUCUUUGUAUACUUUGCGUUAACACGGGAUCUUGUUUCAGCGUGCUAGAUCAUUUUUUAAUUUACUGUCGAGGUACACCUGUAUAUGUAUUCUCGUGCCUCGUUCAUCAAGUUUUUUUCAAUUUAUUUUGUGUUUUGAUAGUGCAACAAGUUAACUUUAAAUCAUUGGAUCAAGUCCCUUACUAUUAGUCGAAAUUACGGCUGUGUAUUAGAUUUUCGUGGCGCUUAGUGUUCCACAAUGAAAAUUUUUGAAAUUAUUAAUGUCCUUACGUCGAUGCUAUUAGAAUUUAUCAAAUUUCGAGUAUCUUCAAAGCAAUUUUUCAAAUUAAUUAUUUCUAUCUUUUAAUUAAAUUAUUCUACGUAGAGGAGACUUUUCGGAAAACGAGCCAGUUAAGAAAAAAGUUAGAAAGUAAAAAGGGAUCAGCUUCGAUGAAGACCUUCGACUUCGUUUAAUUGAAUUUUCAUCUCUCUAUAUAAAUUAUCGUGUUCAACCCUUGUCUUAUCGCAACGAGCCUCACUCGCGUUACAGAUUUUGGGAACAAUAUGACAAUGUACAUUUUACGCGUUGAAUAGUGAAAUUUUUAUUUAAUUUUUAUUAUAAUUCAUCGUUUAUUUUCAUUUGCUUCGCCAUUCAGUGAAAGGCUAAUUCUAUCGAAUGGAUAACGUAAUAUAUUCAGCGAAUAGUUAAUUUUAUACAGUGAAGUGAACAGUUACUUCUAGUUUAUAGCGAACAGCUAAUUCUAUUCUAAAUAACUAAUUUUAAGCCAUGAACAGCUGAUUUUAGCGUAUUUGAUCGUUCAAAGAAAUCAUAAGGCAAGGAAUUAAUAGCAGACCGUGUUAUCGAAGAGCAAAUCGUUUGUUCGUUCGUGUAACUUAGGCAUGGGCAAGUAGUACGGUCACGAGUACUCGAGAUUGCCCGGGAGCAAAUUCAAGCAAAGUGCCCAUGCCUGGUAUAGAUACAAAUAUAAUAUACAUAUACAUACACAUGUACAGAGUAGGUAAAAAAUUAUAGUACAUUCGGAAACGCAAUCUUUUUUUGUCUCAAGCUUUUAUUAUAUAGAAAGGGAAAAUUUUUUAAAUCAUUUGCUAUUUUAAUAAUUUUGUUUUCCAAAAGAAUCAAAUUUGAUAAUUGGUUCGAUUCAUCUGCAAUUGAUAAUGAGUAGGAAUAUAGUUCAAAUAAAAAAGAAGUCAACUAUUCCCUUUUACUUUCAGUCAGCUGAUUAAAAUCAUCUAUGCACUUGGGUGUACAGUCUUCUUUCAUGCAGACUAACUUCCUUUCUAAUUUGUACUAUAAUUUUCAGCCUACUCGUAUAUCUCUAACUCAUUAGAGUUCAUUACUAGUACAAAUGGAGAACGACCAGAUCUUCUUGAUCAAACGAGAAGAAGGUCUUUUGUCGAGGAUUUAGCCGAGAGAUUUAGUACAAAGCUUUUAACGUCGCUUUAGUCCUCGUAAGUGCUGUGAUUAUGUUCGUGAUACGCUGUAUCGUUGCUACGCCGAGAGAAACGUGUUUAAUCGUGUUUAUUUUUAAAGACUUUUAUCGAAAGAGAAUUGUCACAGAAUCAUAGAGCUUCCUAGGUGCAAUGCUUUCAAUGCUAAUUUUUAACGACAGAUAUUUGUUGUGCUAAUGAGUAACAGGUGAUGGCUAAAAAAGAAAAGCAUAGAAAAGAGAAUAAAAAGAGAAAAAAAAGAGAAACCACGUGAAUACUCAACAAGUAUUUUGCAAAGCAGUAACGAAAAAUGGUAUUCAGUUGCAAUAAGAUGCACUUAGAUUUAACUUUACAUGACCUAAAUUGUUAAUUCAUUGUUAUACAGGUGCAUAACUAGGAUUAUGACACCUUCUAUGCUAUCUCUCUAUAACAUAAUUUUUGAAUUUUGUUUGACUCGAGGAAUUUAUUUAUUUAUUGUCGUUAUCUAACGAGUGUAUGCAGGAGUUUUAAAGCGCAGAAUUUUAUAAAUCAAAGUUGUGAAUGAGAUCGUUCGAUGUUAGUUUCGAAAUUGACUCAUGAAGUUAAAUUUUAGGAAUUAUCAUUAACAUCGAAAUCGUUGCUACAAGUUAAUUUAAUCGUAUUAUAUUUUAUCGUUACUGUAUUAUUAUUUACUGCCUCUUAAUUCAUUUUUUGUUAUUUUUUUUUGUUUAUUGAUCGUGCAAUGAUUGUUGUAAUAACUUUAAGUUGCAAGCAUAGAUGGUUGGGACAAUGUUUGUUGGUAUUAAACGAAACAAAAAAAUAGUUCGUAAUUAACAAAACAUUAGAUUUUAACAUGUUUUUGAACAAAAUAACAAUUGCUGAUGUUUGUAAUUUAGUAUUUUUUAUAUUUUAUUUCUAAGCAAAGAUGCUUACUCAGAUACAAAAUUAUGUAUUAUGCUGUUUCCUGAAACACUAAAAGUGUUUAGAAAUAAUUUUCUAAUUGUAUUUAAAUUUAUUAUACAUGAAAGAAUAUAGUCAAUUUUAGUAAGUACUUGAAUAUUUAUAUUAUAAAAAACAUGUUGCUUGUCUUCAUGUUUCUCAUGACUUAUUUAUUAAUUAGACGAGUAGUAUAUUUUAUCCUGCAACACGCAUAUUAUAAAUACCAUAAUCGCCAUCAAAUGAACUUGUUUGUUAAUCAAAACUUAAUUUAUUAAUUUAAAUAAUCAUAAGUUGCAUUAAUCGCAAUAUUUGUUACAUCGAGUCACGAACUUACAAGGUUAACGUUUAAGCAAUUAAUCAGGUGUAAUAAAUAUACUUUCUCUUCUAACGAGGGUAGUAAUUUCGUGUUAAACAAUUGUCACAAAAAAACACGAUUGCCUCGACGUAGCAAAUUCAGUGUCACCGAGGGCAUUCAUUGCUGUUGAAAAAGAGAUAUUUCAAUGCUUGGCGUUUUCUUGCGAGCCAGAAUAUUUUUCUUUUCUAUUGCAACGAUUUUGUUAGAAUCAAAAUUACCUGACAACCUAUCUCUACAGAACCUGCUACCUAAUAAUGUAGGUACAAUGUAUCUGUAAACCCGUGACUCUUCUAUAUUGAAUGUAAAAUGAACAAUGCUCUUAGCGAGAGAAUAAUUAUUUUCAAAAUAAAGAAUCUCCGAAGUCGAACACUUUGCUAUGGUUGUAUUUUUUUUUCACUGAAUUUUUUAAUGAUAUCGUUCGAUAAUUAUCGAUUAUCUUUACCUGAAAAGUACAAGAAAUUUUUCUUUGGUGUUUCUUCUCUACCUCACCCUCUCAUCCAUCUUCUUUGUCAUUCCCUCACCAGAGGAAUCGUAUUUCGAGAGUCGCGUGGAUUAUAGACAGCCUUGAAGUUCUGUAUUUUGUACAUUUCUGUGUAAAAUAUUUAUUGUUAAUUAACGAUAAUUCGUAAGAUCGAACUCCCUUGUCUUACAACAUCUAUAGGACAUCUUCUGUUUUGUCAUCCUUUUCUUUAUUAAUAUCAAAAUUUAGUUACAGAUUUAGUUGCAAAAGAGAUCGUAAGGCAGGGGAUUGAUAGUGACAUUAACACAUUCACAGUUGCUGAUGUGAAUCACGAGAUAUAACGUGAUAGGACCUUGUAGAAUUUUAACUUCAUCGAAUUGUGCAGCAGUGAAAGUGUUAAUAAAUUAGUUCAUUGUAUCACGACGAAUUGCGAAAUGUAUCUGUAUUUCAAUGUAUGUGUAUACGAUGUAUCGUGUUUGUUUUACGUGCUAUCAAUUAUCCAAUGAUCGUUUCCACGAUGAAGAUAACAAACGAUACGUUACUGCCAAUCAAACAAAUGGUACUAUUAGUUCAUUCAAUGUUAAAUAGUAACUCGAAAUUUCAAACGUGUCGAAAUAAUAUUUUAAGCAGCUUUCAUGAUGUACUUAUUUGAUCACCUUUUAGUUAAAGAGCAUAUAGUGAUCAUUUAUAUGAUUCUGGUUCUUGUAUUACGAUCGUGUGUUUCGAGAUAUAUAAACUUGUAAAUCUAUAAAAUUUUUCUGUAAAUUUGGGACGUUAAUAAUGAGCUAAGAUAGAAUUAUAAUUUGCACAAAAUCUAUUAUUUAAAGAAAAAUAUUUUUUAGUAGUCAUUGACUCAUUUAUUCUCUCCAGGUAAUUUUAAUUGAAUACACCUAAUAAUGAUUAACGUCCCAAAUUAAUUUCAAAGAAUUGGUGAUUUUGUUAAUCGUUCAAACGUAGGAACGUGAUGAAGAGAAAUGAAAAAUUAUAAUACCAGCAUGAAUAUGAACGCUACUUUCCACUUGCGAUUUACAAAUAAUCCAGAGAUCAAGCGAUAUCGAAUGCUCGGAAUGUUCUGUAAAAUUCAUAUAUGUAUAUAAAUUGCACACGACACAUAGAACAUUUAUUUAUGGACUGAAGUAAUCCAACAUUAUCAGAUUUAUAAGGAGAUCAAAGAAGAUACGAUAGAAA